UCGCCUUUAACCAAUAGCAGCCCUGCUAUGGAAAAUGUAGUUAACAGGCUGCCCCGACGGACGUCACCAGUACCAGUACAGUGUAUUUGAUGCAAAGAAAAGUCUCUGCGGCGAGCUGUGCCAUUAACGCAGGAAAUAUGACGAGAAAGAUCCAGGGAGCUUGCAGGCUAUGCCUGCAUCAUGCCGCUUUUCUCCAAAGAAAUCCUGCCUUGUCAAUACAGUGCUCCAGAAGCUUCAGUACACUCAGGGAAGGAAGGCGCACGGGUUUAUUAUGGAAGACACUCGCCACCGUCGCUGUGGGCGUGCCGGUGGUGGCGGGAAUGCGGUAUGCCGUGUCGGACCAGAGAGAGCGGAGGAAGAUGAGGAUAGUGACCGAGGGAUUCGGUCGGUUCUGCAGGUCUCUCUCGGUGGGACUUGUGAUAUCGGUGGACUACUGGUGGACCACCAAUAUGGCUCUUCGGGGUGUGGAUGAGAGCAGCCCAUCCUACGCUUCGGCGAUGUCAGCUUGCCACCAAAGAGCGGCGGAGAACAUGGUGGAGGCCGCUGUCCGGAACGGCGGCAUAUACAUCAAGCUGGGCCAAGGCCUGUGCUCCUUCAACCACCUCCUGCCGCCCGAAUACAUUCGCACCCUGCAGGUACUGGAGGACCGCGCCUUGAACAGAAGAUACAAAGAGGUGGAUGCUCUUUUCCAAGAAGACUUCAACAAAAGCCCGCAGGAGAUUUUUAAAACCUUUGACUAUGAGCCCAUCGCCGCGGCCAGCUUGGCUCAGGUGCACAAGGCGGAGCUGUUAGACGGAACCUCCGUCGCUGUAAAGGUGCAAUACAUCGACCUCCGGGACCGCUUUGACGGCGACAUCAGGACGUUGGAGAUCCUGCUGGACAUCGUCAAAUUUAUGCACCCCAGCUUUGGAUUCCGAUGGGUCCUCCAGGACCUGAAAGGGACUCUGGCUCAAGAGCUGGACUUUGAGAACGAGGCCAGGAACUCUGAGAGGUGCGCCAACGAUCUGAAACACUUCAAGUUUAUUGUGGUGCCCAAAGUGUUCUGGGAGCAAACCAGCAAGAGGGUUUUGACGGCAGAGUUUUGCAACGGUUGUAAGGUCAACAACGUGGAAGAACUAAAAAAACAAGGACUGAGCUUAAAAGAUACAGCAGACAAGCUGAUCCGAGCAUUUGCUGAGCAAAUAUUUUACACGGGUUUCAUCCAUGCCGACCCCCAUCCUGGAAAUGUUCUAGUGAGACGCGGUCCCGACAACAAGGUGGAGUUGGUACUUUUGGAUCACGGAUUGUACGAACAUCUCAGCCAACCCGACCGACUGGCUCUGUGUAAACUAUGGAGGUCAAUCGUCCUACGGGAUGAGGCAGCGAUGGAAAUGUACUCAAAAACUCUAGGGGUCAAAGAGUACUUCCUCUUCUGCGAGAUGCUGCUGCAGCGGCCCAUCAACAUGCGUGAGCUGCGCUUGUCCAACAUCCUGAGUCAAGAGGAGACGGCCUACAUGCGCCAAAUGGCCAUCCACCGCUUCAACAGCAUCAUGCAGGUGCUCAAGGCCAUGCCUCGGCCCAUGCUGCUGGUCUUCCGCAACAUCAACACCGUCCGGAGCAUCAACAUCACGCUGGGCGCGCCUGUUGACCGCUACUUCGUCAUGGCCAAAAGUGCGGUGCGAUGCUGCGGCAAGAUCCAGGCAGAGAGGACCAGUAUGCUGCACAGAUUCUGGAUUGUCCACUCGUUAUGGACAAGAUGGGAGGGGCUCAAGUUCGAGCUGGCUUUGAGAUCGGAGAUGGCGUUGAUGAGCGUGACCCGCUCCCUGGUCAACCUGCUGAGCUACUUGGGUCUUAUUUCUCUGGAUUCUGACAUGUACGACUAUCUGAGAUAGUGCUCGUCAGGAACCGUCUCCUUUGAAAGCAACGCAGUCUGACCACAUGGGACUAUUCGUCUCAAACCCACUCCAGCAACUUUGCUAGGCUCCCAAAUCACAAACUGUGGGAAGAGUGGGAGGGCUGUAACGUGCUGUAGGUGCUAAUGUCCUCUUACACCGCCUGCACUGCUGUCGACAUCUUCAAGCAAAUGUUUUGGAUUAUUUGAAAAACCUAUUGUAAUAGUUGUAUUUAUCAUAUUUUAAAUAUAGAAACAUGACAUUUUUAACAUUCUAUGAUAAAGUUAUGUUAGACAAUAUUUAAAGUGAAUAAUCCCUGCUUGAUUUAUUACGAAUGUUAAUAUGUGUCACUUUGUAAUUAAUCUCUGCCAAAGACAUUUUUUCUGUUUGCAAUUAAGGUUGAUUUUCUCUGGAGGAGAUACUCAAUGUGAAGGUUAAUACAACAGCCAAAAUGUUUCAGUCCAAGAAUAAAUGAUCCUACCUCCUUUUUUCA
Messenger RNA from Hippocampus zosterae (dwarf seahorse), 2364 nucleotides. It is a transcript of the gene adck5, whose product is annotated as aarF domain containing kinase 5. The record is from RefSeq and is a predicted model, not a curated record. Lineage: Eukaryota; Metazoa; Chordata; Actinopteri; Syngnathiformes; Syngnathidae. The transcript is spliced from 15 exons. Bases 90 to 1871 code for a protein of 593 amino acids.